GAGAGAGAGAAAUACUACAAAAUAGAAUACUGUUCCGGACGGCGGGCAAAACAGAAAAGCUUCUCUUUUGUCUCUGAACGCCGGACUGAAUCAACCCAGUCUUGUCUCUUGGGUCCAUUGGUUCUAUCAAAAUGAUUCGAUUCAUUCUGCUUCAAAACCGGCAAGGAAAGACUCGUUUGGCCAAGUAUUACACCCCCCUCGAGGAAUCCGAGAAGCACAAAGUCGAAUACGAGGUUCAUCGGUUGGUCGUUAAUAGAGACCCCAAAUUCACCAACUUUGUGGAGUUCCGAACACACAAGAUAAUCUACAGGCGGUAUGCUGGGCUAUUUUUCUCGCUCUGUGUUGAUAUGACGGACAACGAGUUGGCUUAUUUGGAGUGCAUCCACUUGUUUGUGGAGAUAUUGGAUCACUUCUUUAGCAAUGUCUGCGAGCUAGAUUUGGUUUUUAACUUUCACAAGGUAUAUCUAAUCGUAGAUGAAUUCAUUCUCGCUGGGGAGCUCCAAGAAACAAGUAAGAAGGCUAUCAUAGAGAGGUUGAAUGAAUUGGAGAAGUUGGAGUAAAGAUUGAUGAUCCACGAUGGUUAACUUUUAUCCAUAUUCCAAAGUAUGCGCCUUUUCAUUUGCUCCCCUUUGAUCUUUCUGAACAUUUAGGAUUAUGUCUGAUUCUGUUUGAGACUUUGAUGAAUCUCUAGAAUUUCUUUCGAUUUUACGCGUAAAGAAGAUGGAGUGUUCAUGUCAUAGGAUUGAAGAAGACAUUGUGAUUGCUGUCAUUUCCUCUCCCUAUUGCUUCUGUCCUUUAGGUAGAGAAUGCUUUCAUGUGAGAAUGCUCGAACUCUUUUUGUUUCGGUCCAAUAUCUUGUCAAACAUGAAGCAUUUUUCUCGUCAAUGAUUAUCUUAAAACGCUUUCUUUUUUUUUA
Messenger RNA from Ipomoea triloba (trilobed morning glory), 916 nucleotides. Its product is annotated as AP-2 complex subunit sigma. The record is from RefSeq and is a predicted model, not a curated record. The coding region runs from base 132 to 560 and encodes 142 amino acids. The transcript has 6 exons. NCBI's taxonomy places the organism in Eukaryota, Viridiplantae, Streptophyta, Magnoliopsida, Solanales, Convolvulaceae. Gene Ontology annotation, molecular function: clathrin-cargo adaptor activity. Gene Ontology annotation, biological process: clathrin-dependent endocytosis; protein transport. Gene Ontology annotation, cellular component: AP-2 adaptor complex; intracellular membrane-bounded organelle.